CAGUACACUUCUUGCAUACAAACAGUGACAAUUACGCUAUAAAGGACUUAUUAUACCUUCUUUUGGAGUAACAUUAGUGCUAGUGAGAGGCUUGCCUACUUCGUAAGACUAAGAAGAUAUAUUUUCUGCAGGUAAACCCAAAGCUUUCAGGAAAGAUUACCUCCUAUUCUGCAUUUUCUGAUUAUUUGGUCUGGAUUGCUCUGAUGCCAAAGUACUUACAGAACUUGCCAAAAUGAAACAGUCCUCAGACACAGCUGGCAUUAUAUUUGCCUAAACUAAAGUAACAACUGCACAUGAAUAACUUCCUUCACUGAAUCCUGCUGCAUGCUGUAUUCUUCCCUCGUCAGAAGUGGCUGCUAAAAUAAAAAGAUGGCUGAAGAAGAAAAAGCAUCUCUAAAGAAAGUAUUUCAUUUUGGUAUUAAUGGAUAUGUACCAUCAGUAAAACUAUGCAUCAGGAAUGAAAGUGCCCCCAAAAGUUAUCAUGCCUGUUGUUUACGCAAUGUGCAAGUAAUUAGUAUGUGACUGGCCUAUGAUAAAAACCUGCAUCACUAACGGAGAGCUGACUGUCAAAUAACAGGCAUUAGGAAAGUCACAGACUCAGACUUGUCUUUAAAUCAGUUAUCUGUAAACCUAUCAGCCUAUUACAAUUUUGUAAUACAGAGAUCAUGUUCGCUUCAGACCAUAAAAAAAUACUUUUGCAUUCCCUAGCUACAAGGAAACUUUUCUUAAAUCUUUUAUUUCAUUUCUUUACCCUUGGUGUGCUUAGUUUGAUCAAUGAUUAUUUGUACUCACAAGUAUCAUUUUAUCACACUCAAAAUUUGGAAGAGCAUUCCUAAAGAGAGCAUGCCAGCUAGAACUAUACAUAGUAACAAGAAUGAAAGGCUUUCCUUUUUUAUUAGUAUUUAAGGCAUUCCUUUGCAUCUAAGGAAUAAUGGCAAGAUGCUGUUCAAAUGACCUAAUGAAACACGUUACUUGCAAACUUUAAACUGUGCUUCAAUGGCUCAGCAAAACAUGAAAAUGCGCCCAGUACUACUGAAAAAGAACAGUUUGGAUUCAGUUGAUUUUAUGAGGCAGCCGCACCACCGCAGAAGCAAAUUUCAGCAAGUGAGAUUCAAGGACGAUGGUAUGAACACAAAGAUAAUGGGUGUCACUGAAACGGAUACCCAUCCUGCCCAAGAUACAGCAUUCCUGACCGGAAACACAAAAAUAUCUGGGCAUCAAAAUUUUUUGCCAAACCAAUCUCCAUCUUUCCCGAGGGCUCAAAAAGGUCUUCAGAAUAUUGCCAUACAAACAUCUCCAAGCCUCAGGAAACGCUUCCCAGUUUUUAAAAAGAAAAAGUUGACAGUAAGCAAAUCAUUAACAGAAAUGACAACCGAGCCUGCAAAUUCCAUCCAAGUAAAUGGCAAUCUUUCUGAACGAGACAUACUGCUUUCAGACAUCUCUUACCUAAGAAUAACUAAUCAUUUGGAAGAUGGAUUUAGCAAAAGUGAGGUGGACAGUCAGUUACAUCAAAAACCAGCAACAAAAUCACAAUGCAAUGGACCUAUCCACUUGGACUCUGAUGAUUUCUCAGUGCCAGAAAAGACAACUGCUUCUACACAGGUGCCUGAAUACAUACAUCUGAGUUCUCCACCGGACAGUAAUGCUCCCAUGGAUGCACUAGACAUGACCACGGAUUUAAGUAAUUCACUGCAUUCUUCUACUGGCGUAAAUCAGUCCAACGAAAACAGCACGCUGUCAUCUAAUUCCGAAAAAUCACACCCUUGCUUAAGCAAUUCCAGUUACUGCAGUGAAUGCAAUCCACAUUCUGAUUCCUGUGAAGCAGAUUCUGAGUUACCUGUACCCAAUAAAGAUGCAAGCAGUAAGGAAACUAUUCCUUUAUCAGCUCCGUCAAAUCACAGUUUAUCUCCUUGUUUCCUCAGAGACUAUCAGCAGCCCAGAGAGCAUGAAACAGAUUCCAGCUGCAUGACACUAACAAAUGAUGAUCAUGCCAUAAUGUCAUUGACCAGCAGUAACGCAUCAAAAUCCAUUCCUUCAUGUCACACUGAGAUCAAGAAAAAUUCUACCCAGCUAGAUGUUUCAGACUGUAACAACUGCAUAGAAGGAUUUCACAUAAAGUCUUAUCUGCCAAGGAAUGAAAUAAAACCACAAACCAACAAAGAGAUUAGAGAAAUGAAUCAAAUUCAUUUGGCACAUGGCGAACUAUGUUCCCUACAAGGCAGGCUGCAGUCUGUAGAGGAAUCCUUGCAGUCAAACCAGGAGAAGAUUAAAGUCCUUUUGAAUGUAAUUCAAGACCUGGAAAAAGCCAGAGCCCUCAGUGAAGGGCGCAACUUCUACCACACUGGUCAAGACCUCAACAACUGCAGCACCUGUCAGAACACUGCAUGCAUCAUUUACAGUGUAGAAUAUGACUUCAGACAACAAGAAGGAAGAUUUCAUCAGAUUUUGAAAAGGCUGGAUCAUGCGGAACAAAGUCCAGCUACAGCUUCUCCUCAAAACCUACCAUCUGAUCCUCCAAUUCCCGAGAAAAAGGAAUUAAGAAGGAAAACAAAAAAGAUGAAAAAAAAAUGCUUCUGGUGGAUUUGACUGCCUUAUGGAUUAUAUAUAGAAACACAGAGUUUUUACAUUUUGAAAGACUCUAGAAUACAUAUGAAGAGGUUUGAGCACAUACACCUGAAAACUGUGCUAUUAUGAAAUCAUAAAUAGAAGGCUAAGAUAAGUUUAAUAGAGUAUCUGAAAAAUCAGAAGAGUUGAAUUUACUUAACAAAUCCCCUCACUGAAUAAAUACACAUGAAGAGACUAUUUUCAACAAAGAACUGUAAUUUUUUUCUCCUUUUUCUCCAAGGACACUUUCAUACGCUUUGUAAAGACAACUUUUUUUCAACCUUUCAAAAAUAACAGCAAUUAAAUCUCUACUUUAAAAAGCAAGCGUAGACAAAGCUAAGAACGUCUUUCAGUCUUUAUUUUCUACUUUUAAGUAACAUGGACUGAAAAAAAAAAAGAAUAUUCAUUGAUCACUAAGCAAACCACAUAGCCAACAACAAGUUCAGGGUGAUAGAUGCUGCUCAAAAAAAAUUUCAUAUCCCCAGUGAAAUAUUUUUGUGACUGUCAUCCAAUAUUUAACCAAAAAAAGAAUUUCAGAUUAAACGUUACUCAUCUCUUUUAUUGCUUCCAUUUAAAAAGCAAUCAUUUAGAAAUUUCAUUCAUUUAAUAGACUUCUGUAGAAAGAAUCUUAGAAUCAUAAAACAAGAGAAUAUUUAAAUAAGUCGAACCCAACCCCCUUCUCAAAGCAGAUCCAACUAGGUAAGACUGCGGAAGGCCUUGUCCAGUUGAAGUCCGAGUAUAUCCAAAGACUCUGCAACUCCUCUGGGAAGCCUGUUUCAAAAUUGGACCACUUUCACAAUGAAAAGGUUUUUCCUAACAUCUAACCUAAUUUCCGAUGUUCUAACUUGUGUCCAUUGCAUCUUGUCCUAUCCCAAUGGACCUUCAAGAAGAGUCUGGCUCUGUCUUCCCUAUAUCCUCCCAAUAGAUAUUUAGUAAGACCUCUCCCCUAAGCCAGAACCACUUCCCUCAACCUGCUGCCUCCUAUCCUGUUAAACCACUUUCCCAAUUUCCCACUCUGUAUCACUAUGCAUUUAAAACCUGUAUCACUAUACCAAAACAUCCCAAAGCAUGUUUUUUAGCGCCUUAACAGAGGAAAUACCCCCAUAGAGGCCCACAUGAUACAAAAUUAGUCCUAAAAAUUAGCUGUUAAUGAACUUACCUGUAUGAUUCCAAAACAAAUUAUAUAUGCUAGAAUAAGUUUAUUAGGUGUCAGCAUAGCUUUUCUUUUUUUUUUUUCUUUUCUCUUUUUUAACCUUCGAAUACUAGCUAAGGCACCAGCCAGUACUAAGUAUUCCAAUGUAACCUAAUAAAGGCUCAAAGUUGUUAUUAUUUCAUUCAUGACAAAAUGAUCAGCAUUCAUAAGGGGAAAAAAAUAUAUUUUGCAAAGCAAGUUUAAAAGGCACAACGUAAAGGUCAAAAAAGGUUUAGUGGAACACACUGCAGACCUAUUCUUAAAAGUUACUCUGGUUAAUGAGUUCAGAUGGUACCAGUGUAUUCUUAGAUUCAGAUGGUACCAGAUUAAUUCUUAGAGCCUCAAUUUUUAAGUCAUGUAGUAUUAACUCUGCAACAUGAAUUUAAAAAUUGUUCACCGUUCGUACACUUCUUCAUUCCCCCAAUUUUUAGGGUUAAUUAGAUAUUUAGAAACACAUUAAAAGCUGUAAUUUUGCACAGAUAUCAAGGAGAACUAACAGUGCUAGAAAACUGAUCUUCAUUUAAAAGAGAAUAUGCUAUGUAACAUGGCUUAACUUAUCAAUAUCCUGAAGGACUGAGUUUUAAAAAACACUUGCAUGUAAGUACAUUCAAUAUGGAAAUCACAGGCACAAAAUUCUCAUUACUCUAGAGGCUUUUCAGAAGAAAAAAGCAAAAAAGUAUACCUUCAGUGAGCCAGAAAAGCUCUUCAAUAACAACUUUUACACAUAUCAGAGGUCAGAAUUAAAUCAUUACAUCCGACCGUGUCAUUAUAUCACACUGAAACACAUGAACUGCUUAUGUUAGCAUGCCUACAGC
This is a messenger RNA of Struthio camelus australis, 4611 nucleotides long. RefSeq names its product inhibitory synaptic factor family member 2B (gene INSYN2B). The record is from RefSeq and is a predicted model, not a curated record. NCBI's taxonomy places the organism in Eukaryota, Metazoa, Chordata, Aves, Struthioniformes, Struthionidae.